AUGCAAGAAAAAGCAAUCAGCAGUAGCAAUGGGGUCGAACAAUGGACUGCGAUACAAAAAGCACUCAACAAAAUAAUUGUCACGUACGGUCUCAAUGGAGAUGAUGCUUAUCACCCAUGCCUCAAGCCAAUCGAUCUUUCCUGGCAGCUGCCUACCACGUGCUCAACAAGUGACUUGUCAAAGCGUGAUACAUGCAAUUAUGAUAGAAUAUUUGAAGUCUACCAGGAGGUUCCUGAGAAUGAGACCGAACCAGGCUACCAAGACACCUAUUGGGCCGGUUUUGAUCUCUCGCUGAAACAGGGUGAUAACGCCGAUUACCUCUGUGAUUCGGGGUACCAGGUAGUAGGGCCGGUGCCAUGGCACAAAAUCGAUACUCCCAUUCCAGGAUCUUUGGGGCCGCUCGACCUAAAUCAAGGAAAAUACACUGGCUGCAAAUACAAUCGAGGCGAUGUUACUGGAAAUGGCACAUUGACAUGCAAUGGUAUCAGUGGGACUGCAAGUUGA
Talaromyces rugulosus is the source of this 504-nucleotide messenger RNA. RefSeq lists its product as uncharacterized. The record is from RefSeq and is a predicted model, not a curated record. The coding region runs from base 1 to 504 and encodes 167 amino acids. The transcript has a single exon. Lineage: Eukaryota; Fungi; Ascomycota; Eurotiomycetes; Eurotiales; Trichocomaceae.